UGUGUAGUAUCCACCACCACCACCACCAUCAAGUGUCAUUUUCAAACAAACCCUUCACUUCAUACUACUCAUACCUUGUCAUUUCUUCCCAUCUCUCCCUCAAAACCCUUUGAUCAAUCACCAAAUCUGAAGAAAACCCAGGAAUUCUCCGCAUCUCUUCUUCUUCACCAACAUAAAACCUAAUCCUUUCCUGGGAAUAUAUAGUUGCUGCUAAGGUUUAAAGUUGGAAUCACGAGCACUGUCAAGGGUUGGAGGAGGAAGAAGAAAGGGGAGUAAAUAUGGAGCUUUUCCCAGAUUUGUCCUUGCAAAUCAGCCCACCCAACAGCAAACCUACAUCUACGUGUAGGACGACGACGGAGGAAGAUAUGGAUUUGGGUUUCUGGAAGAGAUCUCUUGACUCAAGGAACUCUAUGUCUUCAAUGGCGAAACCUGAUAACUUUUUCGACCUAUCUUUGUCUAAUCCGAGGAUUUCAGAGUCGAACUCCAACCAUCUUCAGCUUCUUCAAAAUGGAAACACCAAUUGUAAUGGUAAUCUUUUUCAUGGUUAUCAUCAAAACCAUUUCCCUUACCAUCAUCACAAGCAUCUGCAACAUCCGGUACUGUAUCAGCAGCGGCAACAGCAGCAGCAGCAGCUGCAAGGGCUGGGACAGGAGCUUGGUUUCUUGAGACCCAUAAGGGGAAUUCCCGUCUACCAAAACCCUCCUCCUCCUCCUUUCCCAUUUGCUCAACAGCCUUUGGAGUCAUGUCCUUCUUCUUUGGCUUGUAAUAGCAUUAACGCCAGCAGCACGAGCUUGAGCCCCUUUCAGUCACAAGGGUUGAUGAGAUCAAGGUUCAUGUCGAGGUUUCCGACCAAACGAAGCAUGAGAGCUCCAAGGAUGAGGUGGACUACUACACUCCAUGCUCGCUUUGUUCAUGCUGUCGAGUUAUUGGGUGGUCACGAAAGAGCUACACCCAAAUCAGUUCUUGAGCUAAUGGAUGUCAAAGAUCUAACCUUAGCACAUGUUAAAUCCCAUCUACAGAUGUAUCGAACUGUGAAGACAACAGACAGAACAGCUGCAACUUCCGGACAAUCAGAUGAAUUUGAGAACGGGUCGUCUGGGGAUACUUCAGAAGAUUUGAUGAUCGACAUUCAGAACCCAAGGAGAUCGGAGAUAUCAGUUCAGCAAGGAAGAUCAUCGUCAUCAUCAAAUGCUCAUCAAGACAAAGAAUACCAUGGUCUGUGGAGCAACUCAUCAAGGGAAGCUUGGCUGCAUGGGAAACCCAAGGAUUCUGCUGGGAACGUACCCUCUCUCCAGAAGGAUAUAGAUCCAAAGUGCUUAAGCCAUGAGAGACUAUCAGAUGUAAGCUCAUCAAGCCUAUCAGGGACAAGCCCCAAGAGGCCUAAUUUGGAGUUCACCUUGGGGGUACUGCCACACUGAUAUAAAAAAAUGUUGAAGGAAAAUGGAUUUAUAUAUAAAAAGAAAUUAUUUUUUAUAUCUCUGUGUGUGUACACUGCUACUCAUUUUGAAAUGAUUAUAUAUCUCUGAAGAGGGAAGUGAAGUCAGCAGCGAAAGAAGAAGACAAGAACAUGACUGAAAGCAGCAAAAAAAGAACCCUAAGCCCCAAAAGAAAGAAAGCCUCUGAGCCUGAGAGAUUCAAAUCAACAGAUUAUGUUAGUAAGUAAAUAUGAUCAGUCAAUCUAAUUGAUUCUGCAGCUUGAGACAGAGUGAGUGACCAUUUUAACUAUCUUUUGAAGUAUGAAGUGAUCCCUUGGUAAUUGUAAUGGACCACUUUACAUUCUACAAAUAUAUAUAUUUUUUAG
Hibiscus syriacus is the source of this 1801-nucleotide messenger RNA. Its product is annotated as probable transcription factor KAN2. The record is from RefSeq and is a predicted model, not a curated record. Gene Ontology annotation, molecular function: transcription cis-regulatory region binding. Bases 279 to 1418 code for a protein of 379 amino acids. Gene Ontology annotation, cellular component: nucleus. The transcript has 6 exons. Gene Ontology annotation, biological process: abaxial cell fate specification; regulation of DNA-templated transcription. NCBI's taxonomy places the organism in Eukaryota, Viridiplantae, Streptophyta, Magnoliopsida, Malvales, Malvaceae.